AUGGCAGUUCCAGGGGACUGUAGAAUUGGUAUAAAAGAAACAGAGAAGGUAGAAAAGUAUGAGGCGUUGAAAAGGGAAAUUCGGAAAAUAUGGGCAAUGAAAAAAGUAGAAGUCAUUCCAAUAGUAGUAGGUGCCUUAGGAGCAGUUAGUAAUAAACUGUAUAAGUGGAUUGAGAAAUUGGGAAUACAUAUAAGAAUAGAACUUCUACAAAAAACAGCAUU
This is a messenger RNA of Paramuricea clavata, 221 nucleotides long. The record is from the annotation of a GenBank genome assembly. NCBI's taxonomy places the organism in Eukaryota, Metazoa, Cnidaria, Anthozoa, Malacalcyonacea, Plexauridae.